Molecule: messenger RNA, 10606 nt
Organism: Ictalurus furcatus (blue catfish)
Lineage: Eukaryota; Metazoa; Chordata; Actinopteri; Siluriformes; Ictaluridae
Gene: tnrc18
Product: trinucleotide repeat containing 18
Exons: 30
Coding region: 576-9215 (2879 amino acids)
Molecular function (GO): chromatin binding
Source: RefSeq, a predicted model, not a curated record
UGUGUGUGUGUGUGAGAGAGUGAGAGAGAGAGAGACACACACACAGAGACGGAGAGAGUAUGUAUAUGUGUGUGAAUGUGUGUAUGUAAGUGUGUGUGUGUGCGCGUGCGCGUGAGGCCUUCCCCCUUGUAUAAGCGACCCUCUGUCUGCGUAAACUACGGAUGGUCUGUAAAUGGAAAGUAGGAAAUAUUUUACCUCGCGUCGGGAUUUUGCGAAGAAAAAAAAGGAUUAUUUAAACUGAGUCGCCAUUACAAGUAAGGCGCCCAAGUCGACAGAAAGCCCGCAGUUGUGUUUAGGAAGCAAUCCAGAAGCAUUGGAUUACCAAAAAAAAAAAUCAAAAGAAAACAAAACAAACCCAUAUAAUUAUCACAAUGUAGCUAGCCGUCGUAUUCGCGGUGAACGGGCAACCCAAACUCAAGGUCGGCACGAUGCCGGACAAGGACGCGGAUUUGCCUGGAAAUCUACGGACAUAAGGCUUUUUCGGAAUAACCGAUCGGAGCUUCUUUCUUUCUUUCUUUUCUUCUUCUUUUUUUUUUUUUUUUUUUUUUUUUUUUUUUUUAAAUCGAGUUGGGUGGAUGAUGGAUGGCCGAGAUUUCGGGCCCCCCAGAUCCGUGCACGUUCCGCCGCCGCUGCUUUCGGGACUCGCCAUGGAGUCGCACCGACUCGGAGCUUCCGCCGCGCCCGGGAGGAUCCCACCGUCUCCCGGCCACCUGGGCGCGGGCCACCCGGCGGCCGCUCUGCACUCGGGGAAAUAUCUCUCUCCGACCAUUAACAUACAGUCCCACCACAGUGAAGCCUUCCCAGGUGCCUCUAGCUUCCUCAGCAGCUACAUGAGCUCAUCCAGCCCGCACGCGGGGCCGAGCUCGCUUCCCUCCGACCCUGCCUUCAGAGCCCCUAACCCGCCCAACCUGCAGAUGGCUCAGCUCUGGGCUUCACACUCUCAUGAAGGUUUCCCCCACCUUCCCAGCGGUCUGUACCCUAGCCACUACCUUCCCCUGGGUCAUCUUGAGCAUCCUCAACUAGGCCAGCAUUCACUUUUUGACUCACAAAAAGAGGGGUUUUACCUUCCGAGCUCAGUACACUCCCAGUCUGCUAUGGCCCGGAACCUUGUGUCCCAUUUGCCCAGCCCCCUCUCCAGAGAGAAGACGCAAGAGAUCCACAAGAGCUCCAAAGACUCGGGCCGGGAACUGGGAAAGGACAAGCCCUGCAAGAGUGAGCUAGGGCAAUCGGUCCAGCGCAGGGAGCGGGCUAGGGAGGAGCCACGGCCCCACAGCGUGGUUGACCUCACCCAGGAUGCUAAGGCUGAGGAUGAGCGGCGAGUCUUUCAGCAUCAUUCGCCUGCUGCUGAUGUCAAACCAAAAUACCUGCUCCAGCCCCCGCUCAGCAACUGCAGGACCAGCAGUGGCACACCAUCCAGGUACCCAGGUUCAGAAGCGGAAAGAAGGGAGCGGGUCGACGAAAAUUACCAAGCCACUGUCCCCUCUUCUACUGAUAAGCUAAAACGGCUUGACUCAGUGGCUACAUCUUUAGGCACUUUGCACGUUAAUUAUGCCAGCCCCUCCUCCCUCCAGAGCAGUCCAGCAUCCCUCCCACCCAGGCUGGUGUCUUCUGGUGCUUACUCUCCCCCUCACCACAUGCCCCCAAGCUUGUACCCACACUGCUCUGCUGCCAAAGAGCCAGCCAGGGAACACAGAGUGACCGCUCCUACUUAUGUGCCUUCUGUCGAGGUUUACGACGAGCGGAAAGGGCCCAUCCAGAUCGCCUCGCAAGCUCGAGACAAUAAUAAAACAGAUAAGAGCAGGGACAGGGACAUGAACAGAGCAACCCUGCAGGUGGGAUGUGAGAGGACACCUGCACCCUUUCUCAGGAGUGAGUCUCCUUGUCCCAGUGAGCUCAAGAGAGCCGUUGUACGGGAAGAGGGAUCCGUGAUCAGGGCCAAUAAUUUGGCUGUAAGAAGGCCUUCUGUUUUAGAUUUGGGCACAAUCAAAUCCAGCAACAGCCCAAAUACCAAGGACUUACCGAGCGCCAAGCACACAAUCAAAACGGGGCUGGAGGCAGAAAGCCGCAUCCAAGAGCGUGAAAUCGUUCAAAGGUCCGGACCCGCAUUUUCUGGUCUGGAACCCACCACACUCCACUCUGCUGAGACCAAAUGGAAGCCUUUCGAGAUGGGCAACUACGCCGCUAGCCACAUGGCUGCUUUGGCAGCUCAACAUACUCAUGGUCCCAGAGGAGAGGAAGAGGGAAAGCGCAUGUACCUGGAUCGGAGAGGCAGCCCAGGGAGCCUCCAGGGCGAGGAGCACAGCGAGGUAUCUGCUAUGCAGAGCCUUAUCAAGUACAGUGGGAAUUUCUCUGGCGAGGUCAUGUCUAAGGAUAGCCGCACCCCAUUUGGGGGACUGGGUCACCUGAAGCUGGAGGCUUCUCAGCAUGCGAGUGCUAAAGCUCAGCACCUGUCUGGGAAGCAGCUGAAAAGGGAGCCAGAGAGACCCGAAAGCGCUAAAUCGUUCAACCGGGACGGAAGCUCCUCUCAGGGGGAGGCUGAGGUUCGGCACCCCCCAGUGGGCAUCGCAGUAGCGGUGGCUCGACAGAGAGAUAACAGCAGCAAGCUCGGCUCCGUGUCAGACCGAGACAGACCAAUCCUGGCAGGAGGCAUCAAAGGCCCAGGCCAAGAGGAAGAGGAACAAGGACAAGAGCGAACACGUCAUCACGAUGGCCGGCUCCUGCCUGGGCGUUUGGAACACGAGCAAGAGAAGGCAUUGAGAGAGAGUAAGGACUUGGCAGAUUACUCUCAGCUGCAUCCUCCCUUGGUGUCUGUAAGUGGCCUGAACCCAAACCUGAUGGUGACCACCGGAGGUUCUCCCCUGGCGGGGGCGGGUCGCUGGCCUCCUGACCCCACCUCCCAUCUGACUUCCAACCCCUGGCUGCCUCGCCCCGGACCCUCCACUAUGUGGCUGUCUGGUUCUCCAUAUGGAUUGGGGGCACCCUCUCUUCACCAGCCCCUGCCUCCAGGUUACCCCCCCACCUUACCUGGGUCCAUCCCUCAAGCCUACCAGUUUGCCCGGGACCCACAGACAGGACAACUGGUCGUCAUUCCCACCGAACACCUUCCACACUACACGGCAGAGAUGUUGGAGCGUGGACCCCCGCUGUGGUCUGCUGUGUACCCGCCAGCAGGCAGCUCUCUGCAGCACGCCCACCAGCUGCAGCUCCUCUCGCACCAGCAGCUCGUACGCCAACAGGAGCUCUACAUGAUUCAGCAGCAGGCUGCCCAGGUCAUGGAGCUACAGAGGAACGCACAGUUUGUGGAGAGACUAAAAGAACAGCGGGCCGACAUGGAGGACAAAGCAGAGAAGAGGGGUGGAGAGGGCACCAAAACCAACCUCUCAAGUGUAACUGCCUCUGUCCUGCACUCACGCAAGCCCCCUCCACCUUCCCCAACCCCCUCCACCUCACACAAGAAGACCGUGACACCCCUAGCAGUCACACCGCUGCCCUCUCCAGUCACUUCCCUUAAGUCUGAAAAUAGGCCCAAAGUGGAGAGCACACUUCCUCAGCAGUCUUACUCGCAUCCAUCUACCCCAGCACCACAGCCGCUCAGCCCUGCCUCCGCCUUGUCACCUCCCCCUUCCCCCAUACUCCCUAAACAAGAGUCUGUGGAGGUGACCGACAAAGAGGAGCUUGACCUGCAUAAACAAGUAUCUGCUACUUUCCCAUCUAUAUACCCUGAAAUUCCUCCAGGCUACCCCUACCAAUCAAUAACAGCAUCUUUCGGCAGCCAUUACCCCUACCUUCUUCAGCCUGCCACAGCUGCUGAUGCAGAAGGCCUGGCUCCAGCUGUGCCGCUGCAGGCCGAGGGCUCAAAGCGCUUAGCCAGCCCGGCCAGUGUAAAACCCAGUCACAUGUGUUCACCAGUAGUGGCAGAAGCUCUGCAGGCAUCCAGAGAGCCCAAGCGAGUAGAAGAGAGUGUGGUGCCAUUUAAAGAGGAGCCAGGACUGGAGAACAGCAAGGAUGUUUUGGGUCAGGAUGGUAUCACACAGUCUAUCCACUCUGUUGCUUCAAUUUCCAGUCAGGACUCAUGUACUCCUGUUGAAGCAGAGGCCUGCUCAAGAGCUGCAGCCUCACCACUGCCUGAGGAGAGCAAAGAAGAUGAAGAUGACAAGGCAGAUCUAUUCUCAUCUACUCCACAAAAGUUGUACCAAAGAUCAGGAUCAGACUUGGAUGUGAGCCCGGCAGCAGAGGUUUCAAAGAGCUCUCUCAACUUGCCAGAGUCGGCCUUCACAUCCUCCUCCAAUUACACCGACAUGCAACCCAUAGACUGCAGCAUUCGUCCCUCAGACUCGCCUUCAGUUCACACAGAGAGGCUUAUUUCUGCACCCAAGCCCAAAGAACCCACCCAUGACACUCCAGAACUGGAAUCGACACACAGUGAUAUACCGCUUCCAUGCUCCACUCCUCCUGUGCUCCUGCCUGGCCCUGUGCCAGUAGCCAUCCAAACUGAGGACCCCAUGGCAGGCAUGCUGGCACUGCUAACGGCGAGUGAGCUGCCCCAAUCUGGAGUCCUUACCACCAUGGCUGAAAUGACCCCUACCGAGAUGAUGCAUUGCCCAGGAAUCAGUCUCUUGGAGUCUGCUGCUGCUGCGGGCAUGGCCCUGCUUAGCCAAAUGGCCGAGCUUGAGAUGCAGAGGCACCAGAGAGACUCCAUACAGGGCAUAAUGCACUAUGGAUUAGAGAGUCUCCUUGAGGCUGGGAGGCAAAUCCUCCUGGAGGCCAUCGAGUGUCAGCCUCAAGUCAGCAUCUGCCUCCCCAGAGAGCUCAACCCCAACAAGAAAUACAGCUGGAGGCAGAAGAAAGAUGAACCUAUGUUCUCCAAAUCCUCUCUGGAGGGUAUGGAUGCAAUGGAGGUGGACUAUCGUGUGAGACUGGCUGAGCUGCAGCGGUGCUAUAAAGACAAGCAGAGAGAGCUGAUCAGGCUACAGAGACGGAGAGACAAAGUAGAGAAGCAACAGUUGCAGCAACAACAGCUCCAGCAGCAACAAGAGGAAAGGAGCAGGAACCUGGCCAGGAGAGGCCCCGGUCGGCCCCGGAAGCGCAAGCAUGGCCUGUGCGCUCUGUCUCCACCUUCAGGGAAGCUGGAUGCCAAGUGUGGAAAGCUGGCCCAGGGCGCACAGUAUUCAGAGGACUCUGAGAGCGGGGAAGUUCUGAGGAGGCGCUUCCGCAGCUCCACACAGGAGGAGGAAGAGGAUGAGGACAUGGACAUUGGUAUUUUAAAGGCAAAGAAGAGACGUAAGAGCUGGAAUGAGCAAGAAGCAUCCUCUAGUUAUUCUCACGAGGUACCUAAAACAGGCAGUAAGAAGAGCCAAGUAAGUGAGCAAGAGCAGUUGGCGUCAAAGCUCGACAAGGCCUUGUCUCUCACUAAGCUUGGUAAACCGAACAAGGCUGCAUGUAAGUUUGUGGACGGUUCUUCGGGAAAGUCCAGAACUCCCUCUGGGAGCAGGCUGUCUAUGCUCCCGGAUACAAGUGUGAGAAACAAGAUGGCAAAAUCCAAGCUGUCCAAAGAUCUUGGUUUCUUUCACAAAUCCUCCAAAGGAGGUAAAAGCAAAAUGUCCAACAAAUUAAAGCCUUCAGACUCGUGCCUUAAGGGAAAAGGCCAGAGGAAAGCUUCCAACUCUCCAGCAAGGUCAGAGAUCAGCAGCUACUCCAACAACACAGAUUCAGAAGAGGACUCCAUGAAGGAUGGCUGGCCACCUCAUGCCAUGUUGGGUAGAUCAGGACCCUGUGCACAGAUCCCAAGCCAAUACAGCACUCCAUCUAAGAAGAAGCGCCCGUCAUCCAAGAGAACCUCUGCGUCCUCCUCCUCCUGUCUCAAGUCGAAACAGGGGGUGAAAGAAAGAAAACAGAAGCACUUUGCUUUAUUACUGCAAGAGGCAGGAGUCAGCUCCUCUGAGGACUCAUUUGACCAAGAGUACUUUACCGAAAGGGAUGAUUACGAGGAUGAGGACGAUGAAGAGGACUAUGACCGUGAGCUGGAUGAGUUUAAUGCCCUGUGCUCGUCCUCGCUAGAGGAAAGUGGGCUGGGUUUGCUUGCUCGCUUUGCUGCUAGCGCCAUCCCUAGCCCUAUUACCUCUGGCCCGAUGUCCCUCGUUCAGCUGGAGGCCAAGCAGAAAGCCAAGAAAAAGGAGGAGAGACAGAGUCUGCUAGGUACGGAGUUUGAAUUCACCGACUCUGAGAGUGACGUCAAGAUCCGGAAGUUCCCAUCUCUGCUGCAUGGAAAGAGAUCUGCACCCGAGCUCCCUCUGCUACCCCCGGCCACCGUGCUGCGUGAGGACUCCAGCCCUGGCAAACGCAGCCGGAAGCCCAAAGCCCCAGCUGAGCUCAACUUGAGCUUCUCGGCCGAAGGCAGCGAUGAAGAACGCUGGAUCCGCCGCAGGAGCGAGCGCAUUUUCCUCCAUGAUGCCGCCCAAGCUAAACCCAUCUCUCCUUCCAAACCUACAGUGCCCAAAUCGGCUCGUGGCCCCAAAACACCUCUGCAUGGCUCCAAGGACAUACCUAAACCCAAGGAGUCGAAAGCACUGGGAAAGAAGAAGAGGUUGAAAGAGCUCCCCCUGCGUCUGCCGCCACUCUCCAGCACUCCCUCAGAGAGCAGCGCAUCGCUCUCGGUCAGCUCUGGACGCAAGAGCAAGGUUAAACCCAAAGCCAGAGAGGUCCGAGGAAAAGGUGGCGCUGUCAGCAAGCUGAUGGAGAGCAUGGCUGCUGAUGAGGACUUCGAGCCUAACCAGGAUAGCAGCUUCUCGGAGGACGAGAACCCCCGUCUGAGCAUUGAAAGACCCUGUACCCCUGCUCCUCGUAACUGUGUCCUUAAUAAGGAUGAGCUUCAGGACGGAUUGCGUGUCCUUAUCCCUAUGGAUGACAAGCUGCUGUACGCCGGCCACGUCAACACCGUCCACUCACCCGACAUAUACAGCGUGGUGGUUGAGGGUGAACGAGGUAACAGGCCUCAUAUCUACUGCCUGGAGCAGCUGCUGCAGGAGGCGAUUAUCGAUGUUAAGCCCCCCUCUGUGAGGUACCUUCCUCAGGGAACAAGAAUCGCAGCCUACUGGAGCCAACAGUACCGCUGCCUGUACCCUGGCACCGUGGUCAGAGGGAGUCCGGACAUGGACGAGGUGGACGACUUGAUAACUGUGGAGUUUGACGACGGAGACACCGGCCGCAUUCCGCUGUCUCACAUUAGACUGCUCCCUCCUGACUACAAGAUCCAGUGUGCUGAGCCAUCCCCUGCUCUCUUGGUGGCUAGCACUAAAAAACGAGCUCGGAAGAGUAGUAAGGAUGUUCCUGAGAGCAAAGACACAAGCCCCAAAACCGCAGAUGAUUCUGCUCCAAAGAAUAAGGGGAGAGGGAGAAAACCAAAACCCAAACCUGAGCCUGAACUAGCUCAAAAGGAGCAUGAAAAACCUGACCAAUCAGCCCCUGGACCAGCGCAGGAGAGACCCCUUACUACCCAGAAAAAUGGCCCACUGCUAGGAAGGAAGAGUCAGCCUGCCAACACAACCAACCCCUCCAUCCCCAUACCUGCUGAAGGCCAGAAGAAAACUGCUGUAGCCAAACCCCCAGCCAAAGUACACUCGCAGCCCAAGUCUGUCUACUCAUCUGCGCUUUAUGGAAAAGUUCUCUCGGUGGAUCUCUACAAUGACCCGUCUGCUUCAUUAGCUUCCUUUAUGUCCAACAAUGAGAGCGGGAAGGCAAAGGCUGUCAAAAGAGUCCGGAAGAGUGAAGAUGAAGGAGCAGCGUUUGGAGUGAAAACCCAACGCAAGCAGCCUCAGACAGAGAUCCUGAUCAAGUUGGACCAUGAGGGCGUGAUGUCCCCCAAGACCAAGAAGACCAAAGCUCUGAUGAUGAUGGAGGGUCAGAACCGCACAAAGAGAGACAGUAAAGCCGUGAUGGGUGUUAAUUACACUACUGUCACCUCCACUACCCCUACAGACAAAACACUGAAGCCGAAGACCGAGCCUGAGACAGUUAAUACAGACAGCGUUGCAAACUACAAUAUCCGUAAGCUGGGAAGCAGCACAGACAGCCGCGUUAGUGUGAAGGGCUCAGGAGAGAAGGAGGCUCAAUCGGAAAACUGUAGUAGCAGCAGUAGCAGCAGCUCGGAGUCUGAUGGAGAGGAGGAAAGGAGGACCUCGCCGGAAACAAAGACCAAACAGGACAGCAGCUCUACCAGCUCCCGUGCCUCUAGCCCCACCUCUUCCAGCUCGUCCAGCAGUAGCUCCUCUUCUACUGCUGGAUUUAAUUCAUCAUCUUCAUCGUCCUCCUCGUCCUCCACCACCAGUGAUGAGGAGUCUUCGUGUAGCUCGGAUGAGGAGGCAACUGCAGUUCCGCAGCCCCUUUCUCCUCAAGAGCAACCUCCAACAGAGAACGAUGAAGAGGAUGUAGAAGAGAAAGCUGAGGUGAAGACAGAGCUCCCUUUGACCACAACCAAGGUCCAGAAACAGCAAGAUCCUCCCAAACAGCAGGCAAAGCAACAGAAGCAGCAGAAGGUGAAGAAGAGCGUUGGUCGGCCUAAGAGGAGAGAGGGCAUCCACCUGCCCACUACAAAGGAGCUGGCUAAGAGACAGAGACUGCCCUCUGUGGAGAACAGACCCAAGAUUUCUGCUUUCCUCCCAGCCAGACAGCUGUGGAAGUGGUUUGGGAAACCUACUCAGAGACGGGGAAUGAAGGGCAAAGCAAAGAAACUCUUCUAUAAGGCCAUUAUGCGAGGCAAAGAAAUGAUUCGUAUUGGAGACUGUGCUGUUUUCUUGUCUGCUGGACGGCCUAAUCUUCCAUUUAUUGGUCACAUCCAGAGCAUGUGGGAGUCUUGGGGAAACAAUAUGGUGGUUCGUGUCAAAUGGUUCUACCAUCCCGAGGAAACCAACCCAGGAAAGAAACUUCACGACAAAAAGAACUGGGAUCAGAUGUCUGGAAGGAAUCUCGCUGCUGUUCUGCAGGCAUCCAACCAGAGGAAGGAUUUCAUGGAGCGGGCCCUGUACCAGUCCUCUCACGUUGACGAGAACGAUGUUCAGACCAUCUCCCACAAGUGCUUGGUGGUUAGCCUGGAGCAGUAUGAACAGAUGACUAAAACUAAGAAGUACCAGGACAGUGAGGACCUCUACUACCUGGCUGGCACUUACGAACCCACUACUGGUAUGAUUUUCAACACUGAUGGUGUUCCUGUCAUCUGCUGAGGAGUGUUCUUAUCAGCCAGCUACGUCACAGGAAUGAGCUGUAGAAGAUUGUAGAAGAUGACUGAGAGCUCCCGACGUUGUUCCCGAUUGACUGAACUCAUGGUAAUGUUCCCGAACGAGACCACUGUUUGUCUUCGCUGAAUGACACAUGGGGACUGAGAUUGAUGAUAAGCACAAACAUGGACGUGGAAUAUAUUCCAGAUGACGGCAGUAUACAGUCUGUCAUCAUUGUUAAAGUAUGUGUGGAGAAGGCAAAUGUGGAGCACGUGUCUAACCUGUUAACAGAGGACAGCCCGUUCCAGCUCUGAUAUAACGACAUAAGCAUGGUGAACAAAUCAAGCACCGUUUUCGAGAAAGAAACGAGUGCGCACGUCAAGAUCAUCUUUAAGGUCAAACAUGUCUGCACAGCUGAGCUCUUGUGUCUCUAGCUGUUAGCAUCAGAAUGGGCACUGAUGCAACACAACUUGGUGGAACUGAAUCUGCUGGAGAGAAGGCUGCAACGAACCAACUUCGUGGGCCCAGCUUGUGGUGGAUGUGAUUUAAACUGACAGGACAUGUCACACUUACUACUCCAAUCCACCUAGAGAAGCUAUCCGUACCAGCACUCUGCUGUCCAGCGACCUCCUGGUAAAACCGUGCUGGAACUUAACACAACGACAGCCGGGUAAUGAACUUGGACAGCUGAUACAACCCUGGACUCCUAAAGCUACAACCGUACUGACACUGGCACUCUUCCUGCGCUACAGAGUGUUUAUUCGCAGGAAAGUGAGUCACCUUUCUAGCCCAAAAGAUCUAUUGGGGUAUUUAUACGGGCCUGUUUUCUAGCCAGCAAGGCAGAAAGGGCUCUCUGUACGAGUCACACGCUAACGUCGUGGUCUGAACCGUUGUACAGAUAACUACAAUUGUACAUACACUAUAUAUACAUGAUAUACCCACAUUUUAUUUUCAUGUACAAUAGAUUUAUGUGAAAGUAAUUUUUUUAAAGUGGUAAAAGGAGAAAAAAGAGAGCUUUAUUAUACUGUGAAUCAAAGAUCAAAAUUAGGUGAAAAUCAGGAACUCGAUUAUGAGGAUCUCGGAAAUUGUUAAUGGAACCGAAUCUCAAACCCACUACGUCGACGAUGCGGUAUAAUUUGCAAUGUAAUAUCAAGGAUACUAUUACAGGACAUCAUGGUUUUCAGACCGGUUGUCCAUUUUUGCAUUUUUUCAACAGAAAGCACUUAAAUCUACCCUUCCCGUCUCUUGUAAGAUGAAUUUUCUUUGACAAUCCCCAGUGCAGGCGAACUUGAUACAUCCACGAAGAGAAUAGAUCGCAUCUUUCAUGGCUGCCAGCUGUCCUGACUGGUCACCACCUGGUCAGCCUCAUGCUAUUUCAGCCCGUCAGCAUGUACGUG